Schizophyllum commune H4-8 is the source of this 1530-nucleotide messenger RNA. RefSeq lists its product as uncharacterized. The record is from RefSeq and is a predicted model, not a curated record. NCBI's taxonomy places the organism in Eukaryota, Fungi, Basidiomycota, Agaricomycetes, Agaricales, Schizophyllaceae. The coding region runs from base 343 to 1530 and encodes 395 amino acids. The transcript is spliced from 4 exons.
CACAUGCGCGCAUGGCCUGGACGGACUUCUCCGUCAACGGACAAUUGAAGUCAUCGCCACGGCUCGUUCCGUCGCAUCUCCGACCGUACUCGCUCACUACCCAACCUCGCUGCUCUUUGCCGCAAGGCACUGCCGAAAAGCCUGUGAGGAUGCGGUCGCGCUCUAUCGACUCCUACGGUCGUCCCAUCGCUUGACACCUAAGCGAAGGCCAUGGCUCUGCCUCAGACUCAUGAUGGGACAAAGACUUAAUCCCACGGGAACAACCCCUCACGUCGAGUGCACCCAUGUACUCUCCGCGCUACUGACCCUGUGCUCGGCGAACAUGGUAAUCGCAAUGACCCCAUGGGCCGGUGCAAAGCUUCAGCAGAGGUGCCUCGCUGCCUUCGGCCUUCGGCCUACCCACUCUCCACACACAACACGCAAGAGAUAUGCCCGCAGACGAUAGAGGGCAGGUAUAAAAAGUCCUUCUUUGUGUUCGCGCGUGCACCCCCCAUGGCGCUUGCUACCUCCGCUGCUUUCAUGUAUCUGCCCAUCCCUUUCGUCAUGGCUGCGCGCCCACCUCGAGCGGUCCGCGUCCUCCUCUUUGCGGCCCAGGUAAUGUGCGCUAACUGGGCGACCACAACGCUUGCCGCGUUGGACGACACCUUCAUCACGAAUGUGAUGGGGUGCAUGCUCUACGGGAUGCCGAUAUUCAUGGCUAGCGACUAUUACUUCCUGACCGAUCCUCUGUCCGAUGGCACGCGACACCUAUAUGAUAAGCAGGCGGCGAAGGAUAUGCCCUUUCUGCAGCGCUUAUGGUGGUCGCUGUGCUUCUUCUUAUCACUACGUGGUGUAGGCUGGAAUAAGCCAGUCCCCCACCUUCGGAAAAUCCCCAGAGACCAGACCAGAGCCUCCUACCUCGUCGAGCACUCGUUUUGGCUGGGAAUCUACGUCGUUGUCUCCGAUUUUGCCAAUUGGUACUUCAGCCACAAUCCCAUCACGUCGUCCCGCGUCGCCGAGGGAUUUCCCCUCACGUCGCAGGGACCGAUAUUCCAGGCGCUCAGCUCGUGUGUCUUCUGGAGCAACGCGUGGGCGGGGUUCAACAUAUGUUACGAACUGUUCGCUCUUAUGGCCGUUGGGUUGGGCCUCUGGGAGCCUCAGGCGUGGCCGCCGAUGUUUGGUAGCAUCGGGGACUUGUCCACGGUCAGGCGGACAUGGGGUCGCUUUUGGCACUGCAUACUGAGGAGGUUCAUUGUCUCUCAUGGCAAGUGGGUCGCCAAAGCAAUCGGCGCGAAGCCGGGCACCAAGGCCUCCUCGUACGCCCAGCUCUACACGGCUUUUUUCAUCUCCGGAAUCAUACACGAAGCGGGCGCUCGCCAUCUAAAUACCACGUUCGGCAGAUGUAUGUGCUUCUUCAUGCUGCAGGCUAUCUGUGACGCCUCGGCCUUAGCCGACGCCACGUGCUCUACCUUCACCUCUCGCGGGGGUAUUUUCCUUUGGAGUUCCUUGAGGUUCUCCUGGUUUCUAAUGACUCGUAUAUAUACUCCGUGA